Messenger RNA from Sinocyclocheilus anshuiensis, 6367 nucleotides. It is a transcript of the gene hecw2a, whose product is annotated as HECT, C2 and WW domain containing E3 ubiquitin protein ligase 2a. The transcript has 30 exons. Bases 765 to 5174 code for a protein of 1469 amino acids. Lineage: Eukaryota; Metazoa; Chordata; Actinopteri; Cypriniformes; Cyprinidae. Gene Ontology annotation, molecular function: protein binding; ubiquitin protein ligase activity. Gene Ontology annotation, cellular component: cytoplasm. The record is from RefSeq and is a predicted model, not a curated record. Gene Ontology annotation, biological process: ubiquitin-dependent protein catabolic process; protein ubiquitination; regulation of dendrite morphogenesis.
GCGUUGAGAUCAAGUCUUCAGUAGCGUUAAAUCAGUAGAUCGCGCUGUAAUCCUGGAUGUGAUAGCUCAUCUGUCAACCUGUGCAGAAGGGAACUAUCCCCUCAGUCGUGAUUUCUGCUUUGGGUAAGUGACAAAAUCUCGCUACAUUGGAUGAAGAGGCCUUGAAUAUAACGACGCAUCGCUGCCAAACGAAUCCAAAGAGGAAAGAGCGAUAAAACAGCAUUAUUAACGCACAUUAUUCGCCUUUGCGCCGCGGAUUUUGUUGGCGUUUCCAUGGACACAUCACGUUGAUGCGCAGAUUCUAAAGACCCUUAGUGCAGUGAUAUCUGAAUUAAAGUUAUAUAUAUAUUUUUUUCAUUGUGUAUUCUUAGAUAGAAUGUGUUGAUGAUCUUCUCUUAGGACCCGAGAAGGAUUGUGCUUGCUAGCUGGAUCCCACUGACUAAUCAAUGGAAAUAACUAAGCUCUUUUAGAUUCGUUAAAGAUUAAUUAAAUACCUUAUUCUCGAAUCGUCAAGGUCAAUAACCAUUACCACAGCCAAGUGCUCUAGCAGACAACAGGCCUAUCUGGUCUUUCACCUGUAUGUCCAGACUAUUACAGGUCAGCCCAGGUCUGAUCCAGGAUUCAGGUCAGGGUUCUCCAUCGUUCCGGCUUUUUCCUCAAACUCACCCAGUCCAUAGACGUGCUCCCACACAGUUGCCACCAUUCGCCCCUCUCUCGCCACAGCAGUUCUCCCGUCCAGGCCCCGCUCCGGCCCGGCGUCAGGCAUGGCGCCUCAGGGGCGGGAUCACCUGGCCACACGGGAGUCUGCAGGCCGUAGACGGAGCCCAAAUGUGCGGCACACGCUCAGCCCGGAGAAUCUUCGGAGCUUAGCCGAGCGUGGUGGAGCCGAGCAGGCUGGAGUUGGACUCCCCAGAGCCAACAGCGAUACGGACCUGGUCAGUUCUCAAGGGCGAUCCUCACUCACAGCUUCUACUUUAGAGUUCACUCUGGGCCGGGGCCAGAACUUGGUCAUCACAUGGGAUAUCAAGGAAGAGGUGGAUGCUACAGACUGGAUUGGCAUGUACCACAUAGAUGAGACCUGUCCAUCAAAUAUGUGGGAUUGCAAGAACCGUGGGGUUAACGGUACACAGUGUGGUCAGAUUUUCUGGAGGCUGGAGGCAGGGCCAUACUUCCUCGAAGCUGAGACAAGGAUCUGUUUUAAGUACUAUCAUGGAGUAAGCGGUGCGCUGAGAGCCACAACUCCCUGCAUCACAGUCAAGAACCCCAGAGCCUCGGUCGACGGUCAAGGUGAAGGACAGCAAGCUUCAGACAGCAGCCGAAAAUUGGUCAGCUUUACUCUAUCAGAUAUCCGGGCUGUGGGGCUGAAGAAGGGGAUGUUUUUUAAUCCAGACCCUUAUUUGAAGAUGAGCAUUCAUCCUGGCAAGAGAAGUUGCUUUCCGACAUUUUCUCAUCAUGGCCAAGAGAGACGAUCUGGCAUUACAACUAACACUACUAAUCCUGUGUGGCAUGGAGAGAAACACACUUUUGUGGCUCUUAUGACAGACGUCUUAGUGGUUGAGGUUAAAGACAAGUUUGCUAAAAGUCGACCAAUUAUUAAACGCUUUCUGGGUCAACUGAACAUUCCGGUGCAGAUGCUGCUGGAGAGACACGCAUCAGGGAACCAAUCACUGAGCUUCUCUCUAUGUCGUCGUUUGCCCACUGAUCAUGUGAGCGGUCAAAUGCACUUUAAAGUGGAUGUUACAUCCAUGGGCCAAGAUGACAUUUCUCCUGAGACGAUUCUGGGGGCAACAGCCCUCAAUGGAGCUCCUGGAACCCCUUCAGAUGAUGAAGAGCUGCCCCAUCCUCUCCCUGUCCCAUCAGCAGGCCCUUCCCCCACCGGCUCCCUGGGUUCCCAUAGAAAUGGGGAAGGGAGCAGCAUUCGCUCCCCAGACACAGAGAUGUAUGGUACCACCCUGGACGAUGAAACCCCUUCUUCACCUGACCUGCUCCAGGUUUCUUUCAGUGAGCAGCUUGAUGCCAUUGAUGCACCUAAGGGCCCGGGAGACAGGCCUUUUGGGGCAGCUUCUCCCAAACUACGAUCCAGCUUUCCCACACAUACGCGCCUCAGCGCUAUGUUGCAUAUUGACUCAGAUGAAGAUGAGGAAAGGUCCACUGCUACAGAGGCUACGCUGCCUACAUUUAAUGGUGCUUCAAGGACUCAAAACACCCCCCCAAAACCACCAAUUACAGAACCUGUGUUUGAAAGAACUGUAGAGGAACCUCCAGAAGAGGCUGGCCUGGAGUCUGAAAUAGAGACUCUGAAUAUAUGCGCAGAGGUGGCUCCUGAGCCAGAAGUCGUGCCGAGUUCAGUGGCCCCUGAGGUGGAAACUGCCAGUCUCAUAGAGAGGCAAGAGGAAGAGGAGGAGGACGUGGAGGAAGAGGGGCUGGCACCCAGUGAGGAGCUGGCAACUGAAGUUGAUAUCUCUUCAAUGGCAUCUGACUGCUGCCCGGGCCUUGUGUCUGCUUCUCAGGAGGCAGAACAGGGGGCAGAGGCAGCCAUUGACCCAGGGGGAGAUGAUCUUUCAGAUGACCCACCCACAACUUAUGAGGUUGCUGAAGAAACCGUUCCAAACAAUGAGCUAGAGAGGUACGCCCCAAAACCAGAACCAUCAGCCAACAAGGAAGAGGAAUGUGAAGAUGUGACUGAGGACACAAUGUCCAGAAGAUGGAGCCUGGAGGCGACAGCCGGUGUGUCACAGGAGGAUGAAGAAGAAGAGGAGUUAAUGCCAUCAGUAGAUGGAGAAUCUGUGGACUCCGAGACCUUCAUUACGGAGACAGAAUCAGAAUUAGGUGUCCCUCAGAUCAACGGAGAUCAGCGUGUUCAUUCUCUGCCGUCUGUAAGACAAGACAUCCACCGAUACCAGCGUGUGGACGAGCCCUUACCUCCCAACUGGGAGGCUCGUAUUGACAGUCAUGGCCGUAUCUUCUUUGUGGAUCAUGUGAACCGCACCACCACAUGGCAGAGACCCACUGGCCCACCUGCUCCUCAGGGUCUGACCCGCUCCAGCUCCAUACUGCAGAUGGAGCAACUCAACCGCAGGUAUCAGAGUAUUCGUAGAACAAUGACCAGUGAAAGGUCUGAGGAACAAAGAGUGGAUGAUCCUCCUUCUGAAGAGACCGAACUGCUGCCCCACUCCAUCGGUGAAUACCGAAGGGACGGCUUUAUGGGUCAAGCCAACUCACGUUCUCGUCUGGCUUUGCUGCUUCAGUCUCCUGGUGCAAAGUUCCUCUCCAGUCCAGACUUCUUCUCUGUUCUGCAUUCUAAUACUAGUGCCUAUCGCAUGUUCACAAGUAAUACGUGUCUGAAGCACAUGAUCAGUAAAGUUCGACGGGACGUCCAACACUUCGAACGGUACCAGCACAACCGGGACCUUGUCAACUUCCUCAAUCUGUUCUCCAACAAGCAGCUGGAGCUGCCACGGGGCUGGGAGAUGAAACACGACCACACUGAGAAGCCCUUCUUUGUGGAUCAUAACUGUCGUGCCACAACAUUUAUUGACCCACGGCUGCCCUUACAGAACUCCCGGUCCAGCGGCCUGCUGGCUCACCGACAGCACCUGACCCGCCAGCGCAGCCACAGUGCAGGAGAGGUAGCAGAUGACUCUCGCUCUCCGAGUCCUCCUGUCCAGGGCCGGUCGUCAAGAAACAGUCAGUAUCAGGACUUGGUGCCUGUCGCUUAUAAUGAGAAGAUUGUCGCAUUUCUGAGACAGCCCAACAUUUUUGAGAUUCUGCAAGAAAGACAGCCAGAGCUCGUGAGAAACCACUCCCUUAGAGAGAAGGUUCAGUUCAUCCGCAAUGAGGGGCCAACUGGGUUGGCCCGUCUGUCCAGUGAUGCAGACCUAGUUAUGUUGCUCAGCCUGUUUGAAGAGGAAGUGAUGUCUUAUGUGCCGCCCAAUGCCUUACUGCUCUCCAGCUACUGUCAUGCCUCCCCACAGAGCUCCCCUGGAACUCCACGAGCCAGUGCUCGAGCCCCUGCACCCUACAAGCGGGAUUUUGAGGCCAAACUAAGAAGCUUUUACCGCAAAAUGGAAACCAAGGGCUACGGGCAGGGGCCGGGAAAAGUGAAGUUAAUAAUUAGAAGAGCCCACCUGCUGGAGGACGCUUUCAACCAGAUCAUGUGUUAUUCUCGCAAAGACCUCCAGAGAAGCAGGCUUUACGUCAGCUUUAUUGGAGAAGAAGGGCUGGACUAUAGUGGUCCAUCCAGAGAGUUCUUCUUCCUGGUCUCCCGUGAGCUCUUUAACCCAUACUAUGGACUGUUUGAAUACUCAGCUAAUGACACUUACACUGUGCAGAUCAGCCCCAUGUCAGCCUUUGUGGACAGCCAUCAUGAAUGGUUCCGGUUCAGCGGACGCAUCCUGGGGCUUGCUCUAAUUCAUCAGUAUCUGUUGGAUGCAUUCUUCACCCGACCCUUCUACAAAGGCCUUCUUCGCAUUCCAUGUGAUUUGAGUGAUCUAGAGUUUUUGGAUGAGGAGUUCCAUCAGAGUCUCCAGUGGAUGAAGGACAAUGACAUUGAGGAUAUGCUAGACCUCACCUUUACUGUCAAUGAGGAGGUGUUUGGACAGAUUACAGAGCGUGAGCUGAAGCCGGGUGGGUCUGGCAUCCCUGUGUCAGACAAGAACAAGAAAGAAUACAUUGAACGCAUGGUGAAGUGGCGGAUUGAGAGAGGUGUGGCCCAGCAGACAGAGAGUCUCGUGAGAGGAUUCUAUGAGGUGGUGGACGUCCGUCUCGUCUCCGUGUUUGAUGCCCGAGAGCUGGAGCUGGUCAUUGCUGGGACAGCGGAGAUUGACCUAGCCGAUUGGAGAAGCAAUACAGAAUACAGAGGAGGUUACCAUGAUAACCACAUAGUGAUUCGAUGGUUCUGGGCUGCAGUGGAGCGUUUCAACAACGAACAGAGACUACGACUCCUUCAGUUUGUUACAGGCACUUCCAGCAUUCCCUAUGAGGGUUUUGCCUCUCUGCGGGGCAGCAAUGGCCCACGUCGAUUCUGUGUGGAGAAAUGGGGCAAAGUGUCCUCCCUCCCACGGGCUCACACCUGCUUUAACCGCCUGGAUCUCCCUCCCUACCCCUCCUUCUCCAUGCUCUACGAGAAGAUGCUCACUGCUGUGGAGGAGACCAGCACCUUUGGUCUGGAGUGAGCUCCCAUCACAGCAAAAGUGCUACUGAUUUUUUUUUCUUUCCCAGUUCUCCACAACCUGGCUUACCAUGCAGGCUUCAUUCUCAUCCCUCACUCUUCCCUACGACCUUGGUAACCGGACACUUAUAUAAUUGUUUUGUCAAAGUCUACGGAACUGGAAUAUAUGCCAUCAAAUGACUCACUGGGCAUGUGCCAACUCCUGCUCUAUAUUGUAUGGAAUCAAAAUCCUGUGAUAACUGCAUUCAAUUCCUCACACAAAAACAGACUUAUACAGUCACAGAAAUCAGAGCUGGAGUCUUGAUCAUCUGGUUUUGUUUUUUCUGUCUGGACCAGUACAUUGAUCUACGCUGUAGGGUUUUGCCUUUUGUUCUUGAAUGAGCUGCGUUUUUAAGUCCAAAGAUGUUUCAUUACAGUAAUGUAGUCACUCUAUUUCAUAUCUGUAGGGUUUGAAGGAACAAACCUGUGGUAGUUUUUGCUGCAGGGCUUUGUCAUGGCAAUAUGAUGUCAGUUAAGACCAACUUUUUUGGUUUCAGAGGUUUCACUUCGGCGGUCUUGGUUUUGAGGGGUCUGACCUAAAUGAUAUUGAUCUGGGCUGCAGCUCUGAAAACACAACUUUUUUUCCCAUCUUUUAAGAGAAUGAAAACACACAAAACAGCAUGCACACUCUUUUAUAGAGAUUCUUGCACCAAAUGUAGUGGUUGUAGAAUAGCAACCUGAACGUCCUAGGUUCAAACCGUGAGCUAGAAAUUUCCUCUAUCACCUCUUGUGCCCUUGAGCAAGACAUUUAUCAGCAGACUGUUCCAGGGGACUGUAAAUGUAGUAAUUCACUCUGGUUGGUCGACACUGAUUAACUAACAAACACCAACACUUAGUACUUUGUUACAUGCACACAUUUUUAAAUCCACUUCAACCUUUUAUGCAACCCACAAAUGUUACUAAAAACUAUGAAUGUAUAAACACUGAUCACCAUGUGCAAUAUGUGCUACAGAUUUUUGUGUAUCAGGAAAGGUAGAUUUGUUCUUAGAGUCCAUCAUAAGGAGACCUAUUGCUCUAAACUGUCGAGACACACAAACAGUGGCCUUGAAAUUGUCUUUAUUAAAAUUUAUAGUUGGGUAUAGUUAAUAACAUGGUGAUGUGUGCAGUCCACUGGAGUAACUUAAAACCAGGGCUGCAGUGGUUAAAAAACCAGUAAAA